UUGACCAGCGCGUCCCCUGCGGUGGCGAUCAGGGGGUUAUCCCUCCUUGGCAGCGGGACAGGUUCUUCCAGGAUCCUCGGCUUGAGUUUCAGGGCAGAGGCCGCCGGUCGCCUAGAAGGCUCUCUGGUCCUGGGUGAGGAGCACCCCUCGAAGACAAGGGUCCAAGCCACAGGCCCGGAUUCUUAGAAGCCGGGCCUGGUGGUAUCUCCGCGCUAAUCUCGAGGCAGCGGCGGCAAACCAACUUCCUAGGAAAGGAGGCGGUGCAGUUAUUUUUUUAAGUUUAUAUCGAUAUAUACACACAUACACACACAUAUAUAAAAACAACCCCGCGCAACAACCAAAACAAAUGCGGUUGCUGCAAAGGGAUUCCCAGAACCAGUUUCCUCUUCGCGCGCCCCCCCUCAUUUGCAUGCAGGCCCCGCCCCCACGGAAGAUCCGGGCAUGUAUUUGCAUAAGAGAGUACUUGAAACGUUGAGGGUGGUAUGCAAAUAAGGACUGGCUCCGAUUGGCUGGGGGACAGCAGGUGCCGCGUCCGGAUUGAUCAAAGCCAAGUAGGCGGGGCUGUCGUCCAGGGAGACUCUCUCGGGAGGCGCGUGCCCGGAUCAGUAGCGUUGGGGCUGGCGCGCACGGCGAAUCUUAACGUUGCGCCGUUUGUGGGCGCUUCUGGGCCACCAGCUUCUCUGCCUUCCACCCUGGCGCCCCCCAGUCCUGGCUCCCCGGCCUCGCUGCCCGGGGCGUCCACGCCCUGCGGGCUCAGCGGGCUCAAUCUGCGCAGCGCCUCCUCCAUGUUGACCAAGCCUCUGCAGGGGCUCCCCGUGGCCCCCGUGACCCCCACGACGCCGCCAGGAGGCAAGAAUCGGGAAGCGUUCGAGGCCGAGUACCGACUCGGCCCCCUCCUGGGUAAGGGGGGCUUUGGCACCGUCUUCGCAGGGCAUCGCGUCGCAGACCGACUCCAGGUGGCCAUCAAAGUGAUCCCCCGGAAUCGUGUGCUGGGCUGGUCCCCCUUGUCAGACUCGGUCACAUGCCCACUAGAAGUGGCCCUGCUAUGGAAGGUGGGUGCAGGUGGUGGACACCCUGGUGUGAUUCGCCUGCUUGACUGGUUUGAGACACCAGAGGGAUUCAUGCUGGUCCUCGAGCGGCCUUUGCCCGCCCAGGAUCUCUUUGACUACAUCACAGAGCAGGGCCCAUUGGGUGAAGCCCGAAGCCGCUGCCUCUUUGCCCAGGUAGUGGCAGCCGUUCGGCACUGCCAUGCCCGUGGAGUUGUCCAUCGUGACAUCAAGGAUGAGAACAUCCUAAUGGACCUCCGCCGGGGCUGUGCCAAACUCAUCGAUUUUGGUUCUGGCGCCCUGCUUCAUGAUGAACCCUACACUGACUUUGAUGGGACAAGGGUGUACAGCCCCCCAGAGUGGAUCUCUCAUCACCAGUACCACGCACUCCCAGCCACUGUCUGGUCACUGGGUAUCCUCCUCUACGACAUGGUGUGUGGGGACAUUCCCUUCGAGAGGGACCAAGAGAUUCUGGAGGCUGAGCUCCAGUUCCCUGCCCAUGUCUCCCCAGACUGCUGUGCCCUCAUCCGCCGGUGCCUGGCCCCCAAACCCUCUGCCCGACCCUCACUGGAGGAGAUCCUGCUGGACCCCUGGAUGCAGACACCAGCCGAGGAUGCACCCCUCAGUGCCCCCAAAGGAGGUCCCACUCCUUUGGCUUGGUCCCUGAUGCCCUAGUCCUGGCCAGGCCCCCACUAGUUGGAAUAGCCAUCCCAUGGCCAUGCCGCAGGGAUAGAUGGACAUAUGUUGACCUGGUUUUACAGGUCACUAAAAAUUCAGUGUUACUAGGGUCAGAGAUUGGGGAUCAAAGGUCAGAAGACAUAAGCCAAGUCUGCCCAGUCCCCAUCCCAAUCCUGCUAAGGAGCCUUCCUCCCAGAAUUUAUGGCCUCUUAUUCUGGAGCGGGGACUUCUCAUUUUGCUAAGGAUGUUUAUUUGCUUGGAAGUUACUUUCAUUCUGAGCCCCAGGACUCUUAUUGUGAUGUUAUAACCCCUACACUAGCACCUCCUGCUACCACCACACAAACUUAGUUCAAAUGCUCUUACUUGGGCAAGGGUGCUUUCCUUCUAAUAACCCAGCAGCUCAUAUUUUAGCAAAGGGACCCUUUCCCCGAGCCUAGGGUCCCAUAUUCAGUUAAGCUGCUUGCCUACCUCAGCCCAGGGUUGCUUAUUCUGGGGGAGGUAAUGCCCUAUUGUUAUCCCAGGGCUCUUUCUUUUUUCUUUCUUUCUUUUUGUGAGGGGACCCUACUCUGUUAUCCCAAGUGCUCUUAUUCUGGUGAGGAGAACCCUACUUCCAUGAUUUGGGAAGGAAUGGGAGAUGGACACCACCAGAGUCCACUAGGAUGGGGUGAAUGGGUUUUUUUUUUUGAGGGAUGGGGUGGGGGAAAUAAGUCUUGUUGUUUGUUCUCCUGGGGCUCCCCCCUCCACCUUUUUCAAUUCUUGCUGCCUCCUUCUGAGCCAGGAUUGUCCAGUUGCUGAAAUGUAAAUACUUAUGUAUUAGGGGGAGGGGAGCUCCAACUGUGUCCUCUUCCCUUCUCCCCCUGCCUGGAUUAUUUAAAAAGCCAUGUGUGGAAACCCACUAUUUAAUAAAUGUAAUAGAAUCAGAAGUGACUGGCCAUUUGUGGAUGCAGCAAGGAAACCCACUGUUUAAUAAAUGUAAUAGAAUCACAA
This is a messenger RNA of Ceratotherium simum simum (southern white rhinoceros), 2711 nucleotides long. It is a transcript of the gene PIM2, whose product is annotated as Pim-2 proto-oncogene, serine/threonine kinase. The record is from RefSeq and is a predicted model, not a curated record. Gene Ontology annotation, cellular component: cytoplasm. NCBI's taxonomy places the organism in Eukaryota, Metazoa, Chordata, Mammalia, Perissodactyla, Rhinocerotidae. Gene Ontology annotation, biological process: regulation of mitotic cell cycle; negative regulation of apoptotic process; protein autophosphorylation. Gene Ontology annotation, molecular function: ATP binding; protein serine/threonine kinase activity.